This is a messenger RNA of Scleropages formosus (Asian bonytongue), 2272 nucleotides long. Its product is annotated as protein phosphatase 1 regulatory subunit 15B. The transcript is spliced from 3 exons. Gene Ontology annotation, biological process: response to endoplasmic reticulum stress. Gene Ontology annotation, molecular function: protein phosphatase regulator activity. The coding region runs from base 330 to 2030 and encodes 566 amino acids. Lineage: Eukaryota; Metazoa; Chordata; Actinopteri; Osteoglossiformes; Osteoglossidae. The record is from RefSeq and is a predicted model, not a curated record. Gene Ontology annotation, cellular component: protein phosphatase type 1 complex; endoplasmic reticulum.
GCCAAUCAGCUGCGGUUGAUGCAGUUUAAGCAGAGCCGCUGACAAAGAGCAGGAUCAUUGGCGCUCAGUGUGGUCGCCGCGGACGCUUAUUUCCCAGAAAGGAAAGGGAGCGACUGUGCUUCGACAACAUGGAGUCCCUCAGUGUGUCCCACGGACUCUGAAUCUUCACCAUGGACGUCAGCUUCCCACACAACAGCUCGAAGGUACCGGAUAGUCCUAAGAGACCGUGUGUCAAAAAAAGGAGGGAGGACAUCUGUUUGAACCCGAGGCGGUGACGACAACCCCCCGCGUGUUCAGUUUUGCCGCUUGAAAUUCUGUCCGUGGACACGAUGGACUCCGUGAUGGGUCCUCUGAAGGAAGGGUCCGAGAAGAGCUCCGUGGAGUGCUCGGCCGGCCCAGGGCUGCUGCUUGUACCCUGGACCCGACACAUCCUGGCCGUGCUGUGGGAGCAGGUCCGACUGCUCGCGCAUGUCAUCUACUACAGCUUCCUGGCAGUUUUCCAGAUGUUCCGCCUCGAGGUGCACCUGAGAAUCACGGAUGAGACGGGUCGUCACGUGCAGCACGUGAGCGCGGCGGGAAACGCGGCCGAGACUUUCAUCCUCUCCUCUUUGUUCGAUGGCGGCGGAGGAGGAGGCGGCGGUGGGGGAGUGAUCGCCACCCGCACGACCCCCCUGGCCUCGUGCGGAGUGGAGUCCCGGGCUGGGGCCCUUUUCUCGACCUUGCGGGGGGACGAGCUGUGCUGCAGUCUGGUGGACGACUUUGUCCUGCGAGCGGCGGAGUGUCUCUCGGAGCCCGGGGGCCAGCUGUGCUUGGGAGAGUGUCCCAGCUGGACAUCGGGGGACAGUGGGAACUGGGAUGUGCUGCUGCCUGGAGACCCGGUUGAGGCUUGUCACGGGAAGGAUGCCUCUGAGGAUGCACCCGGGAGCGAGACGCCUGUGGACUCUUUUUGGGAUGAUGAUGAUGAUGAUGAUGGUGAGGUUCCUGCCAGUGAGGACAACCAGGCAUUGUGGGAGUCCUUCACAAAGUCCAGUGACCCCUACAAUCCCUUUAACUUCUCAGCCUGCAUCUCGAGCUGCUCCCCACGGGGGACCAAAAAGGAGGACAGUGGCAGAGGAUGGAGUUUAGAUGUGGAGAGCAAGGGCGCCAAGCACCAUUCUCACAACAGAGCAGCAGAGACGCGCUGCCUGGACAUUGGCUGGGACAGCGAGAGCGACUGGGAGAGUUCCAGCGACUGGGAGGGUUCCAGCAGCUCGGAUGCCGAGGGAGACACCGAGAACGAGAAACUGUGGGAGCUCUUUGUCCGUCCAGCAGACCCCUACAACCCCAUGAACUUUACGGCGUGUGCCUCCAGCUCUGGCCCCAGGAGGACUGACCCUGUGGGAGGGGUUCCUUUGCAGGGUCAGGCAACUAGGGACCUCGUGGAUGGCCCGGCCAAUAGCGAAGCGGACAAAGACGAUGGGGAGGGGACGGACGGCGACGAACACCGCCGUUCGGAUGAUGACGAGCUGUGGAACUCGUUCUCCCAGAGCUCAGACCCUUACCACCCGCUUUGUUUCCGCGCUUGUCUCCGAAGCUCCCCUACGCGUCGGGACGCAGUAGGUCCUGGCGCUGAGGCACGGAGCUUACAGAGGGUUGUGAGGUCAAAGCCAUCUUUGCCAAAGAGACAAUUUAAACAUCGCUGUCCCCAGCGGUGCCCUGACAGUCCUCAGAUUGUCCCCUGGAGAAAGAGAAAGACAAAACCAGGGCACACACCUGCUGUAAAUGUCCAGAAAGAGAGAGAGCCAAUUCUCCCCAAGGUUCGGUUCUCCCCAGUUGUCGAGGUCCACGUCAUGCGGUCGUGGUCAUUCGCUCUGCAGGCCUCCCGAAGGGGGCCGUGGGAGGAGAUGGCCCGUGACCGCGACCGUUUCAAGAGGAGGAUCGCGGAGACGGAGCAGGCCAUUGGUUACUGCCUCCUGCCGUCGCACAGGGAGAAGAUCUUGGCCCGGCUCCGUGAGGCUGAGGAGUCCCCCCAUGCCGUGGUCAAGUCCUGAUCUUGAAAGUGAACUUUUUUCCACCUAAAAGACAUUCAGUAGAACUAAUCCUUAUGGACUAAAGGUCAUCAGCAUCAUCUGGAGUCCAGAACUCAUGGAACAAAACACCACCACUUUGCGAAGACCUCAUUUAUCUCAAAACCAUUGCACUGAUGUUUUACCUUAUUUAUUUGUAAAUAUGUUGCAUACUUUUAUACGCCUUUUGCAUUUAGAAUGUAUAUUAAAAUCAUGUCAAGCUUCUA